Molecule: messenger RNA, 1849 nt
Organism: Hypomesus transpacificus
Lineage: Eukaryota; Metazoa; Chordata; Actinopteri; Osmeriformes; Osmeridae
Gene: dcakd
Product: dephospho-CoA kinase domain containing
Exons: 4
Coding region: 1-690 (229 amino acids)
Biological process (GO): coenzyme A biosynthetic process
Molecular function (GO): ATP binding; dephospho-CoA kinase activity
Source: RefSeq, a predicted model, not a curated record
AUGUUUCUUGUGGGACUUACUGGAGGAAUCGCCUCAGGCAAGAGCACUGUGUCUUCCAUCCUGCGAGAGCUUGGCUGCCCAAUCAUCGAUGCUGAUGUGGUGGCUAGAAAAGUGGUGGAGCCCCACAGUCUGGCCUUUUCCAAGAUAGUAAGGCAUUUUGGCCCAGAGAUCCUGCUAGAGAAUGGGGAGAUUGACAGGCAGAAGCUGGGCCAGCUCAUCUUCGCAAGUGAAGAGAAGCGCCGACUGCUUAAUUCCAUCACCCACCCUGAAAUCCACAAAGCUAUGCUGAAACAGAUCCUCUUCUACUUCCUCAGAGGGUAUCGCUACGUGGUGCUAGACGUGCCCCUGCUCUUUGAGACACGGCGCUUGACACGCUUCCUCAACCACACCGUGGUUGUGUACUGCGACCCUGCCACUCAGCUCUCCCGCCUGAUGCAUAGGGACGGGCUGACCCAGGAGCAGGCUGAGCAGCGCAUCGCCGCCCAGAUGCCCCUCAACGAGAAGCGCGGCCUGGCUAAUCACGUCAUCGAGAACUCGGGCAGCCGCGAGGACACCCACAGACAGGUCCUGCGGCUGCACACGAAGCUGGAGGACUCCAUGGAGUUCCUGCUGGUCAGAGUCAUUGCCAUAGCAGCCACCGCCGGCUUCGGUGGAUUUCUUCUCUACGCCACUAAGCUGUUGAUUUCAUAACACAUGCAGGAGGGACAGUAGGAGGUUUGGGGGUUUGAGUAAAUGGAAGAUUGAUAUCAUAGCACCACAGGUCAGCUACAAUAAGAGUGUGGUUAGAAGUCCUCUGGUUAAUAUGUUCAUAACUUUUGAUGCUGCAAAUUUGACGCUGGCAAUUUGCACUGACAGCGUGGUCUACCAUUGUCUACCAAUGUUUAGAUCCCCACUUUGGUUUAAAAACAAACAGUUGACAAUAUAUACCAACAGCUUUCUAUGCAGUCAAAGCUAGCAAAUAACAAUAGUAAAAAAAACUACUUCACUGUAAUAUUUUGUACUACAAAAAGAGUACUUUGUAUCCUUAUUUUACAGUGAAUUGAAGGGGAUAUAUCUGCUUACUAUGUAAUUAAUUUUAAUUCACUUUUCAAUGAAGAGAAAGACUUAGCACUUAGAGAAUGUUCAUACCUGAAGGUGUUCUGUUCUGCUGAUACUGACAGUGUAAGAGGAUUUCCCCCAAAUCACUAAACUUGGUUUGUGUGAUUGGAAUGAAGAAGAAUAGGACAAAUCUGAUGUGUGUCGUGCACGAUCACGUUUGAAUUAUAAUUUAAAUAUAUUUUAUUAUACUGUAGCUAAAAGAUACAUUUGGAUGAAUUCAUGAAUGUAUUGACGUCAUAGCAAACAAAUAUAUUAUUAGUAUUUUAAAAUGUAAAAAGUAUCGCAAUUAUAUUUUCAAAAAAAGAAAAACACUGCUAUGGUGUUAAAUCAUUUUGUUGGUUAGAUGGAACUGUACUAUUCAUAAUACAGUCAGAAUUUGUCAUUUUGGUAGAAUAUCUAAAGACUAAAUAUCUACCCUUUUAUUCAUGUUUUAGAUUUGGUGGAUUUUGCCACUGUUGAAUCUAGUAAAGAAACGUAUUUGACAAUCCACUUUAAACAAACAAGCAAUGCUUAUUCACACAAAAGUUACCUUACAUGCUGUCAGAAUGUUGAUGUGAAGAUGUUGAACAUGCCACUGUGUCUUUUCUUACACUUGAAGCUGUUUUCUGUAAAUAAUAAAACAGUAGUUUUUUAAAGGUCUGUACAUGAGGAAUAAACGGUUUACUUGUUAGAUCUGCUGCUAUUUCACUUGUCAUCCAACACAAUUGCAAUAUGUCACAUGGAAAUUUAAAGUUUUUAAAUUAAAAUAAUU